ACUUUUAAGUCAACUAAUCAUUCCUGAAAACUUGUUGCAGGGAGUUUCCUCCUGUUUGUGAGAGCGGUGCCAAUGCCGCUCUGAGAGAAGACACUUCUGCGGACUAAAUUAGUUCAUUCCGAGGGGGAAAUAGGGAAGUUUCAAAUGUUUCUCGCUCCGACUGCGGCGGUUCCUGUGGGACAGUAGCCCUCGACUCGUCUUUUCAAACCAGAUAAAGAGUGGUGGCGUUAAGAGGUGCCAACAUGCCUCAACAGAAGGACAUCGUGAAGAUAGCCAUCCAGAUGCCUGGGGCCUACCCCCAGCUCAUACAACUGGACCAGAAAAAGCCUCUUUCUGCCGUCAUAAAGGAAGUGUGUGAUGGCUGGAAUCUCCACGGUCCCGACAACCACGCUCUGCAGUACGCUGAUGGAGUCCAGACGUACAUCACUGAAUCGAAUCGUCUGGACAUUAAGAACGGCUGCAUUCUGCGUCUGACCAAGGCCCCGGGCCGCUGUGCAGAAGACCUGUACAAGGGCAUCCAGAGCUCGGACUCGGGUGUGCGCUGCGACUCGCUGAAGGAACUGGCGAAUGUUUCCAAGGACGUGACCUUCGCUCAGGAGUUCAUCAGUCGAGACGGACAUCUCCUAUUGGUCAAAAUAGUAGAGGACGCUAAAGAGAGUAAUGUGAUAAUGACCCACACACUGACGGGCUUCAUGGAGCUGAUGGAUCAUGGGAUCGUUUCAUGGGAGAACCUGUCGUCUGUCUUCAUCAAGAAGAUUGCUAGCUUUGUCAACGCCAAGCUGACCGAUGCAUCAAUCCAGCAGGUGUCCUUGGACAUCCUAGAGAGCAUGGUGCUGAGCAGCCACGGCCUCUUCCUGCAGGUCAAACAGGAAGUCACUAUGGAGCGGCUCAUCGCUCACCUCCAGGUGACGAACCAGCAGAUACAGACCAAAGCGAUGGCUCUACUUAUGGCACUACUCCAGACAGCCGGGGACUCGGACCGACAGGAUAUUUUUGCGUUCCUGAAUAAGAGGAAUCUCCGGCAGUACAUUUAUAAAAACAUCAUCCAUAGUUCUGGCGCAGUCCAGGACGAGAUGGCCCACUACCUCUAUGUCCUCCAGUCCGUUACCUUAAAUCACCUGGAGGCCCGCAUGAGGACUCCUAUGGACAGCUACAGCCAGGACCAGAGAGAUACGCUUCACAAUCUGCGCCAGGCAGCGUUCGAGAACGAGAGUGAGAACAGCCUGAGCAACGAGAGACGACGCUCGCUCUGCGCCAAAGAGUUCAAGAAGUUGGGCUUCUCUAACAAUAGUAACCCCGGUCAGGACUUGGUUCGAACGCCUCCUGGUCUUCUAGCUCUGGACACCAUGUUUUAUUUUGCUGCACGCUAUCCUGAUGCCUACAGCAGGUUUGUCCUGGAGAACAGCAGCAGGGAAGACAAGCACGAGUGUCCCUUUGCCCGGAGCAGCAUCCAGCUCACACUCAUCCUGUGUGAGAUCCUUUGUAUCGGCGAGCCGCCCUCGGAGACGGGGUCUGACUACCAUCCCGUCUUCUUCAGUCAGGACCGGCUGAUGGAGGAGCUCUUCUGUGUUUGCAUUCAGCUGCUCAACAAGACCUGGAAGGAGAUGAGAGCCACACAGGAGGACUUUGACAAGGUGAUGCAGGUGGUGAGGGAGCAGAUCACCAGGACGCUGUCCAGUAAGCCGACCUCCCUGGAGCUCUUCAAGAACAAAGUCAACGCCCUGAACUACGGCGAGAUCCUCAAACUGCGGCAGACCGAACGCCUGCACCAAGAGGAGACUCUGGCUCCCCCCGUCCUUGAGCUCAAAGAGCGCCUGAAGCCAGAGCUGCUCGAGUUGAUCCGCCAGCAGAGACUCAACAGGCUGUGUCAAGGAACAAUGUUCAGGAAGAUUAGCAGCCGACGCAGACAGGAUAAAUUGUGGUACUGCCGCUUGUCCCCUAAUCACAAAAUGCUCCACUAUGGGGAUGCGAAGGAGGACACCGACAACCCCACAGUAGAAAUGCUGCAAAACAAGAUUCCAGUAGCAGAUAUCAAAGGCUUGCUGACGGGGAAGGACUGCCCCCACAUGAAGGAGAACAAGGGCAAACAUAACAAGGAGGUGCUGGACUUGGCAUUUAGCAUCACAUAUGACGUUGAAGAGGCGAGCCUGAACUUCAUCGCCCCCUCCAGAACAGAUUUCUGCCUGUGGACGGAUGGACUGAGCGUUCUCCUGGGCCGGGAGAUGAGUAGUGAAUCUAUGCGCAGCGAGCUGGAGAUCCUGCUCUCUAUGGAGAUUAAGCUCCGCCUCCUGGACCUUGCGAACGUUCCCAUCCCCGACAUCGCGCCGGUCGUCCCCAAACCGCCGAGCAACUACAACUUCUGCUACGACUUCAGCCAGACGGAGCAGUAGAGCGACUGGGACGCGUGAAUGUGUAAAUAUGUGUGUGUGUGUGUGUGUGUCUGAAAUGAGUGGUGCGUGUUUGUUGAGAUUUGACUUGUGCAUCCAUGCACUUAUUCCUUAUAACACAGAUUUUUUUUUUUUUAAUCAUCAUUUUAUAAUUCUAAAUAUAUCUUAACUAAACUACGUAUGGUACAUAUACUUGUGUGUGAGGUUUUUACUGGUCGAGGCAGUGGACGCUUUGACCUUCGCCUUUGAUGCUAGUUGUGCUCAUUUGUUAAAUUCUUGUAUUUUAUUUUUUAAAUGGGCAUUACCUAGAACACAGAUAUGGUACAUGUCAUUAAUUUCCAACAUAUGAAAGAUAAAUACAGUUUAUUUUUCAUGUUGGACAGAAUUUUGCUUAAAUAUCCCUCCGAUAGGUCCAGAGAUAUAUAGGUCCAGUGGCUCAGGAUGACUACGACUUUCACUUCUAUUAUUCUAGUGAUGGAGAAACACACGGCAUGCCACGCCGACAUUUAGUUUUUAACAACAGGAAACUACCGUCAACAGUUUAAGAAUGACGAAUUUUUAAUCCAACUUGCAAUCCUCUGUAAACGUGUCUGAUGACCUGCAGCCGGCGGCCAUCGUCUCAACUGUCUCGGAUCUGAUCCUGAAAUUGAAGUUGAUUUUAUACCACGUACAAUAAUAUGUUAAUGGUGAAACUGUGACGGAGGCAUCGAGCGCCGUCCCAGUGCGCUACACUCACAAAGCUCACUGGUGACACUGGGAGCAGCUGCUUCACAACGGACCGGUACACGUGUCACGUGGUGCGUUUGUGGCACCGGGUUAUUUCAUUUGGCUCUCUGCAGCGCAUUCCUGACACGCAACUUUCUGUAAUGAUAUCCACUUUGAAUUGCACACUUUGAGUGACUUUGCGAUAAUAAACAGUUUGAUUUAUACUGAGAGACAAAACAA
Molecule: messenger RNA, 3332 nt
Organism: Pseudoliparis swirei
Lineage: Eukaryota; Metazoa; Chordata; Actinopteri; Perciformes; Liparidae
Gene: elmo3
Product: engulfment and cell motility 3
Exons: 21
Coding region: 243-2390 (715 amino acids)
Biological process (GO): actin filament organization; cell motility
Source: RefSeq, a predicted model, not a curated record